AUGCUGAAGGCUUUGCUCGGCUCAGAGUCUACAGAUUCGACGGAAGACGCAGGAGGUAGCGCUGGCGCUGGUAACGGUAGUGCCGGCAGUGGCGGUGCGGGCGGCGGUGGCAUUGGUGGUGUGGGUGGUUGUAACGGCAGUUUAGCGUCAAGCUCUAUUUCCAGCAGCUUGAGUGCAGCCUGCGGAAGCGUCGUCGGCACGAGCAGUAACUGCAGUCAAACUAGCUGCGGUGUAGGUGGUAACAACAGCAGCGGUUUUGUUUGUAGUCCGGCCUCUAGCGGUUAUUGCACCGCCUGCCAAACGCACGUGGACAAGUGUCGUAGUAAUUCCGGCAGUCGCAAGAGUCGUAAGGGCGUAUCAUCUCGUAGCAAAAUGUCGCAUUCCAAUUCGAGUUCAAUGCGUGGCAGUAGCGGUAGCAGUUGCCGUAGUAGUGGCGGAAUUUGUAUGUAUGAAAUUGGUAGUUGCAAGUCAACAUCGCCGGGUAGUUAUAGUUUGAAUGCGCUGAAUGUGGAUUUUAGCUCGUACACAGCGACGCAUCAGUGGUCGAAAAUGCUCGAAUGCGCUGAGUUCGUGGGCGCCAAACGUAGCAAACACACAGUGGUCGCUUAUAAGGAUGCUAUGUACGUCUUUGGUGGUGACAACGGCAAAACGAUGCUGAACGAUCUUAUACGUUUUGGCGUAAAAGAUAAAUCGUGGGGACGUGCUUGUGCCACUGGUGUGGCGCCGGCGCCGCGCUAUCAUCAUUCUGCGGUCGUUUAUGGCAGCUCUAUGUUCAUCUUCGGCGGCUACACCGGCGAUAUACAUUCGAACUCGAAUUUAACGAAUAAAAAUGAUUUAUUCGAAUAUAAAUUUCAAACAGCGAUGUGGGUGGAAUGGAAGUUCACUGGAAGGGUUCCAGUACCGCGUUCAGCCCACGGCGCCGCUGUUUAUGAUAACAAAAUGUGGAUUUAUGCAGGCUACGAUGGUAAUGCACGUCUGAAUGAUAUGUGGACGCUUAAUUUGCUGGGCGAAAAUCAUCAGUGGGAGGAGGUGGAGCAAAAAGGAGAUCGUCCGCCCACUUGCUGUAAUUUUCCGGUUGCCGUUGCGCGGGACUGCAUGUAUGUCUUCUCUGGCCAAAGUGGUCUGCAGAUCACCAAUUCACUCUUCGAGUUUCAUUUCAAGACCAAAACCUGGCGGCGCAUCUCCAACGAAUCGGUCUUGCGUGGUGCUACCUCUGCGCCACCAUCGCGCCGUUAUGGUCAUACUAUGGUCCACCACGAUCGCUUUCUCUACGUUUUCGGCGGAUCGGCUGAUUCAACAUUGCCCAACGAUCUGCAUUGUUACGACUUGGACUCGCAGGUGUGGUCUGUCAUCGCGCCGGAGCCGAAUUCGGAUGUGCCUUCGGGUCGUGUCUUUCAUGCCAGUGCCGUUAUAGGCGAUGCCAUGUUCAUUUUUGGUGGCACCGUCGACAACAGUGUGCGUCGGGGCGACACUUAUCGCUUUCAGUUCUCCAGUUAUCCGAAAUGUACGCUACGCGAUGAUUUUGGAAAAUUCUUUCACGACAAGCAAUUUUGUGACAUACAAUUUAUUGUCGGUCCGGAGGAGAUUAAAAUUUUAGCGCACAUCGCUUUCGUCGCAGCACGUUCGAAGCAUUUGCGUACGAAAAUUUUAGCAGCUCGCGAUGCGCGUCAACAACAAAUUGAGAAAGUAUUCGGAUCAGCUGUGGACAUGAGGAGUGCACUGGUGGGUAGUGGCGGGGCGGAUCGUGCGCCUAUGUUGGAAGUGCGGUUGGCGCAGGCAUCGCCGGAGGCAUUCGACAUUAUUUUGAAUUACAUCUACACGGAUCGUAUCGACUUGAAAGAUUCUUAUAGCAAAAAUAUAAUUAUACUUAUAACCGAUAUAUACCAGUUGGCGGGCAGGUUUCUUAUGCCGCGGUUGGCACAGGGUUGCAUACAGUACUUGGACUUCAAAAUCAACAAACAGAAUGUGUUGGAGGCGCUGUACAAUGCGGAUAAGAAUAAAAUACAAAUCAUUAAGGAUCACUGCAUGCAGUUCAUUAUAAAAGAUGAAAAUUACGCGGAUGUUGUAAUGUCCAGUGAAUUCGGCGAUUUGGAUAAAUCUUUAAUUGUGGAAAUCGUGCGCAGGCGCUUGAAUCCCGGCAAAAUCAUACUGGAAAAUAAUUUUGAGAAAAACGAUGGCACCACAUUGGAAAGCGAUAUGGCUGUAUUUUUGGAACAAACUGGCAAGGAGUUUUGUGACAUCAACCUGAUACUCGAUGGUCAAGUCAUACCGGCACAUAAAUCUAUAUUAUCCGCACGCUGCACAUACUUUCAAGGCAUGUUUAGAUCCUUCAUGCCGCCUGAUAAUACCGUGAAUAUACAAAUCGGUGAAAUUUCGCCUUCGCAAGAGGCUUUCCAAUCGCUGCUUCGUUACAUUUACUAUGGUGAAACGAAAUUGCCCCCACAAGACGCACUGUAUCUAUUUCAGGCGCCUUGCUUUUACGGCUUAUCCAACAACCGCUUAGCCGCUUUCUGCAAAUAUUCUCUAGAGCAUAACAUCACAUAUGAAAAUGUGCUGCAAACUCUUGAGGCCUCGGAUAUAACGAAAAUUUACGAUAUCAAGGAUUAUGCUCUGCGUUUGAUUGUGAAAGAUUUUACGAAGGUCGCACAUUUGCCGAAAAUAGGCGGACUUUCACGUGAGCUACUGUUGGAAAUUAUACGUGCUGUGGCCGAUUCGCAAGGCGAGUUCUUGACACGCAUCAGCCUCAAUACUGAUAUCUGAAAUUUGGUAUUGCUAUGGCCGGCAUUACAAUUGCUUAUGGCUUGGUUGCAAAUUGCGGGUGGGCGCAGUGGUAGUAACGCAUCGGUGUUGGAAGAAGAAGAGAGAGAUGGGGACGAAGUGCUUGAAGGCGAUCAGCGGAGUAGCAGUAUUGUCAUAAGUGAAGCAGUCUGUGAUGACUGCAACUGCAAUUGCGAGUAUGAAUAAAUGUUGCAAUGCAAAAUGUAAAAUACUUAACACCAAUGUGAGCAUGCGUAACGAAUUCAGAAAAGUGAUAAUUGACAUUUGAUGAAAGUUUUAAUAUUAAUUUAAUUUUUUAAUUUUUAUAUUAUUUGCUAUUUUUUAUAUUUAACACUUGAAAAUUUAUAAACUUUUAUGGCACCGUUAUUUAUUGUAAGUAUAGGAAAUAAGUUUUAUAACAUUUGAAUUCGUAAACAGAAACAGAAAUCGGUGUCCAAAAUGCAUAGUUUUAUUGCUCUCUCUUAAAAAUCUCCCGUUCUCUCUCUAUGUUACUUUUCUUGCACUGCAUAUUUGAGAUUUGUAUAGCAAAAAUUAAAACAUGCUUUUUAUAAUGUGAUAUUCGAAAACAAUAUUGGGGUUUUUAGUCCUUUUAGUCCAUGAAAUUCAUCUCCAUCUAUUAAUCAAGAGUUUGUACAAGAAACUCUUUAUUUGUUAAUAAAUUCUCUUUACUACCUUCUUUUGAUUGUUAAAAAUUGGCAAUUUUUCAUAUAUUUAUUAGUAACGAGUAUAUAUGUACGAAUUUUAUUAUAUUUAAAUAUUUCUAUAAAACAAUUAACGAAUUAUUAUACGUGUGUACUCGUAUGUAUUUAAUAAGUACUUAUAAGUAUAUGUAUGUUUAUUUAGAGUAAAAUAAAAUAUGAAUAAAAAACGCCAGCUGCAGUGUCGAUGCACGUCUAUGCAAAUGUUAAAUAUUAAAAAAAUAAAAAUAUUGCUUUUGUUUCAGUCUCAGUUACUGGACAUCG
Molecule: messenger RNA, 3740 nt
Organism: Ceratitis capitata (Mediterranean fruit fly)
Lineage: Eukaryota; Metazoa; Arthropoda; Insecta; Diptera; Tephritidae
Gene: Lztr1
Product: leucine-zipper-like transcriptional regulator 1
Exons: 8
Coding region: 1-2760 (919 amino acids)
Cellular component (GO): Golgi apparatus
Molecular function (GO): protein binding
Source: RefSeq, a predicted model, not a curated record